AUGCAUGCAGUAUCACAACACACGCAUACAAGAUUGCAUGCAUGCAUAGCAUGCACAAGAUCCUAGUACGAGUACAGUUUCAAGCACAAAUUGGUGGACAAAACUGGGCAUGUACAUUUUGCCAGGACCUUCCGACACCAUGGGAAAACUGAACAGAAAGGCCAACUACAGUUUGGCUGAAAGUCGCUUUCUUGUUGAAAAAUUCAAACUGCACGCAGCAUACUUUGAGAACAACUGGACAAAUGGCUCCCGUUUCGAGAAGACCGAAGUCUGGCAGGACAUCUUCGACCAGUACUGCGAGCAGUUCCCGCACACCGAUCGGACGGCGCUAGACAUCCGUAGGAAGCUCAUCAAGCUACGAAGCGAAGCAAAAAUGAUCAUGCAGCGGGAGCAGCUAAAGUCUGAAGGAGCCAACAUCGAGGAGCUCCUCUCGGACAGGACGCUGAAGCUUUCCAUGUCUCCUGCACACAAGAUGAUGAUGAAAGCGAUGAGGGGGGAAGAAGACUGGGCGGCCGAUAAUGGAGACUUCGUGGAGUACGAGGUGGAGUUUGAUGAUGAAGAUCCAGAGGAUGACGACAAUGAUGUGGAAUAUGUGGAAGAUGGCGAUGAGGAACAUCUGCCUGGUAGUGUUAACAACCCUGAGAAGAUCAUCAAGAAGCUCUUUCUUCCCGGAAGCCACCCAAUUGCCAUUGCAACAGCCCCGAAGAAGCCGAAUUACACAAGAAACACCUCCAGCACCUCAGUCUCAGAGCCAACUCCAAAGAAAAGAAAACACCACAACGCCCAAGACACAUCCUCCUCCUCAUCUAAGACGACUGCUGAUGAUUUGCUGGAGCUGCAAAGGCAGAACCUGGCGAUGGAGCGGAAGAAGUUGUCCAUCGAGUGCGAGAAUCUUCUCCUGGCGCAGAAGAAACUUAAGCUGGAAGUUAGGCUGCUGGAGCAACAGGUGGUGCAGCAAAAGGAAGGGUCCGGCAGCGGUCAAGACAAGGACAGAAAAGGAGGAAAUGUUCCCUGUGGUAGACCGAAGAGUCAGAAGGUUGUUGAGGAGGAGACAGUCGCUGACAGUGAUGGUGAUGGUGAUAGCGAUGGACAAGAAAAUGGACAGGAAGUGGAACAGGAGGAGACUGAAGUGCACGAUGAAGAUGGCAACUAAUCUGUGACAUGAUGCACUUAUGAACUAUGAACAUGUUUGACAUUCUUUGUUAAAAAACAUUCCAAUAAAAAUAUGAGUAUGCCUGAGAACUGCUAUAGAUGGAGAAAAAAAAAGUGACCACUCUGAACAUGAUCGCGCGACUUUGUUCAGACUUCUCAACAUUCAGGACAAAGUGAUGCUGAGCAAUAUGGAAAAUUUGCAUGCUUACAUACAUGUAUAUGUACAUCGAUUUUUGUAAUAAAUAAUUUACAAAAUGUUAAAUGUA
Messenger RNA from Strongylocentrotus purpuratus (purple sea urchin), 1418 nucleotides. RefSeq lists its product as uncharacterized. The coding region runs from base 110 to 1153 and encodes 347 amino acids. The record is from RefSeq and is a predicted model, not a curated record. The transcript is spliced from 3 exons. NCBI's taxonomy places the organism in Eukaryota, Metazoa, Echinodermata, Echinoidea, Camarodonta, Strongylocentrotidae.